Messenger RNA from Corylus avellana, 3257 nucleotides. RefSeq names its product cell division cycle 48C (gene CDC48C). Gene Ontology annotation, molecular function: ATP hydrolysis activity; ATP binding. Lineage: Eukaryota; Viridiplantae; Streptophyta; Magnoliopsida; Fagales; Betulaceae. The record is from RefSeq and is a predicted model, not a curated record.
AAGGAAAAACAAUUAUUCCGUUUCUACUACAGGCUACGGCCAUUAAUGUCUAAUGAAGCGCCCGUUCUGGGCAUGGUGAGAAAAUAGAGAGAGAAUACGGCUUGGGUUGGGUAAAACAAAAUAAAAAGUUAACGGAAUUUUUUGACGGCUUUUUUAUUUUAUUUCACCCACGUUAGCCUUUUGGGGUUAAAAAGUUAAAAACCCAUCACAGCCUUCCCAACCUAAUUUGUAGAAUUAGGGCACGCACAAUUUGUCGAAUCUUGAAAAAAAAAAUGCAAAUCAGCGGAGGAAGAAGAUUACAAGGAAAGCUUCGUCUUCGGGUGGAGGAGUGCUGUAAGCGCAGCUUCUCAACGGUGGAGGAAAUCGUGGACGACCUCAUCUCCAGCCACAGAGAUUAUAGCCAAAUGAAGAAGAAGACUUUAACUAUGAAUGUCCAGAAGGCCUUGGCAUCGUUCUCUCACCAGAGGGGGAGAGAGAGCAAGAGGAAGAAGAAGCAGCAGCAAGCGAAGCCCUCCUCUCCUUCAACACCGAUACGAGGCCAAGAGGAUUACGACGAAGAAGAAGAAGAGCAUGUAGACGUUAGUCGGGGAGGCGCUUCUCGGAAGAAGAAGCGGAAGAUAGCUGGUGGCGAGCAUGAUAAGUUGCAGCGAAUAGAAGAUUCACAUGUUCGAAAUUGGCGGAGGGGGAACAACCAUCGAACGACGUCGGAGGAAUCGGAAUCGGGAUCGGGUUCUGGUGAUUCGGAUUCGAGUUUUGACGGUGAAGAUGGCGCGGCAUCCACGUCGGAGGACGCGGUUUUCCGAGAGGAACUAGAGGCACCGAAGUUCGACGUGACGAAAUCGGGUCUACUGGCGACCUACAUGAAUUUAAACAAGAAGCCCCAAAAAACGGCGCUGGAGCAGAAUGUGGAAGUGGAGGUUGCUAGCGAGAAGCCCAAGAGGGUUGGAUUGGUGGAUGGGGGGACUGAGUUGUCGAAGGGGAGGAAUGGUGGAGGUGGAGGUGGGGGGGGGUAGGGUGGCGGUGGGGGUGGGGGUGAGGUGGUGAAGGGGGAUGAAGGGCCGAGGUUUAGGGAUUUGGGAGGGAUGGAGGGGUUGCUCGAUGAGUUGAGGAUGGAGGUGAUCGUGCCGUUGUACCAUCCACAGUUGCCGCGGUGGCUUGGGGUCCGCCCAAUGGCCGGAAUUUUGUUGCACGGCCCGCCCGGCUGCGGGAAAACCAAGCUCGCUCAUGCCAUCGCCAAUGAGACCGGCGUUCCCUUCUACAAGAUUUCGGCGACCGAGGUCGUUUCUGGUGUCUCAGGUGCAUCAGAAGAAAAUAUUCGGGAUCUCUUCUCUAAAGCAUACAGGACUGCACCAUCAAUUGUAUUCAUUGAUGAAAUUGAUGCAAUUGCUUCUAAAAGAGAAAAUCUACAACGAGAGAUGGAGCGAAGAAUUGUGACACAGUUGAUGACUUGCAUGGAUGACUCUCAGAAACUUUUACAUCCAGUGGAUGCCAAUUCAAAUUCAGAAAGUUCUGACCAGACGCCUGGCUAUGUUCUUGUAAUUGGAGCUACCAAUAGGCCUGAUGCUGUUGACCCUGCUCUGAGGAGGCCUGGACGAUUUGAUCGUGAGAUUGUCCUUGGUGUUCCAGAUGAAAAUGCGAGGGUUAAGAUUCUUUCUGUGCUUACGCGCAAUCUUAGACUGGAGGGUUCUUUUGAUCUUUUCAGAAUAGCCCGGUCUACUCCUGGUUUUGUUGGGGCUGAUUUGGAAGCCCUUGCUAACAAGGCCGGUAACCUUGCCAUGAAGAGAAUUAUUGAUGAAAAAAAGUCUGAUGUAUCAAAGGAUUCUAUAAAUGAGGAAGAUACUGAAGAUUGGUGGAGGCAACCGUGGUUGCCUGAAGAGAUGGAAAAGCUUACCAUCAAAAUGGCUGAUUUUGAGGAAGCAGUUAAAAUGGUUCAACCUUCGUUAAGAAGAGAAGGAUUCUCUUCCAUUCCUAAUGUAAAGUGGGUAGAUGUUGGAGGGCUUGAUUUCUUGAGAAAGGAGUUUGACCGUUAUAUUGUUAGGCGUAUACAAUUUCCAGAGGAUUAUGAGGGAUUUGGAGUGGACUUAGAGACAGGAUUUUUGCUCUAUGGGCCUCCAGGUUGUGGUAAAACAUUGAUUGCCAAGGCUGUGGCUAAUGAGGCGGGGGCCAAUUUUAUUCACAUCAAGGGCCCUGAACUUUUGAAUAAAUAUGUUGGAGAAAGCGAGAUGGCAGUUCGAACAUUAUUCAGCCGUGCAAGGACAUGUUCACCAUGCAUACUUUUCUUUGAUGAGGUGGACGCUUUGACAACAAAGCGUGGUCAAGAAGGCGGAUGGGUUAUUGAGCGGCUACUGAACCAGUUACUUAUAGAGUUAGACGGUGCAGAGCAGCGGCGGGGUGUUUUUGUAAUUGGUGCAACAAAUAGACCAGAAAUGAUGGACCCUGCUGUCUUACGCCCUGGUAGGUUUGGUAAACUUCUUUAUGUUCCUUUACCUAGUCCGGAUGAGCGUGGACUGAUUUUAAGAGCUCUUGGGAGGAAGAAGCCUAUAGAUGCCAGUGUGGAUUUGAGUGCUAUUGGGAAAAUGGAUGGCUGCGAGAAUUUGAGUGGGGCUGAUCUUGCUGCACUGAUGAAUGAAGCUGCCAUGGUUGCUCUUGAAGAAAAACAGGCUUCAACUGAGUGCACUCUGGAUGCGGCUCCUUCGACCAUCAAGACAACACAUUUUGUGCAAGCACUGGGUAAAAUCUCUCCUUCUGUGUCAGAUAAGCAAAACCGACACUACCAGAAUCUAUCGGAGCGUUUAAGGUCGGCAUGAGAUGAAUCAUUAGUUGAUUUUCUCCUGAGCUGUGGCUGAGAGGGGUCGACAGUCAGUCGACUUGCGACCUAAAUUAUAGGAAAAAAAUGCAUGAAAAAAGAAGCAAUUUUUUAUGUCAAAAGUGAAUAAGUAAUUAAGCUGGUUUGAUAGUAGUGUCAAAGAAGCUGCGUUCCCCACAAUGGGGAAAGAAAUUUUGUGGUGAUGGGUCUUCGAAACUUGCUGAGAAAUUGAGUUAUUCCGAAUCUUAGUAAUGAUGAAAGGUGAUUCUUUUGUUUUGGUAGAGUAAUGUUAGAAGUUUUUAUUGUGUCAUUGCAAGAGUGAUGUGGCUUUUAAAAUCAUCAUUGAGCUUGUAAUUGAUUGUUAUUAGAUUAUGAUCAAAUGAUAAUUUUAAAAGUCAUUUCAUCUUUGGAGUGAUAUAAGAGGCAAAGAACUUUCUUCUAGAGUUACUCA